GGUCAUUCUAAUACCUAACCCCCUCCCCAUCCCAACCAUCCUUUCAUCUUCAACUCACCACCCUUCUACCUCACCUCCUCACUGCCAACCAAACCAACGCAACAAUGCCACCAACUUUCACAACCACCCUAAUCCCACCCCCAGGAAAAUCCACCCCCCUCACCCUCCCCACCACCACAACCACUACCACCACAGCAACCACCACCCCCCUUACCGACGCCCUCACCAUCCGCUCCCUCGUCUUCAUCACCGAACAACACUGCACCCCCGAAAGCGAAAUCGACAAUGACGAUCCCCGCAGCUGGCAAUGGGUUAUUUACCACCACCCACACCCCCAAUCCCCCUCCUCAACAGAAUCCAAAACCCCCAUAGGCGUAAUCCGCCUCGUCCCGCCCCCUCACCCACCACACGAGAUCCUCACACAUCCCGAACGAGCGCCAGAGUUGCCGGAGUGGGAUACCGCCCACGAACCGUACGUGAAACUCACCCGGGUGGCGGUGGUGAAGGAGUGGAGGGGAUAUGGGCUGGCGAGGAGAUUAGUGGAGGAGGCGUUGGAGUGGGCGAGGGGUCAUGUGGGGGAGAUUGAGCGGGCGGGGGAGGGGGUGCUGGGGACGGGGGAGAGGAAGGAGUGGAAGGGGUUAGUGUUGGUGCAUGCGCAGACGCAGGUCGAGGGGAUGUAUACCCGGAUGGGGUUUGAGACGGAUGAGGGACUGGGGAGGUGGGAUGAGGAGGGGAUUGAGCAUGUGGGGAUGUGGAGGAGGGUUGGGUUGGUUUAG
Aspergillus ibericus CBS 121593 is the source of this 776-nucleotide messenger RNA. RefSeq names its product GNAT family N-acetyltransferase. The transcript has a single exon. The record is from RefSeq and is a predicted model, not a curated record. Gene Ontology annotation, molecular function: acyltransferase activity, transferring groups other than amino-acyl groups. Bases 105 to 776 code for a protein of 223 amino acids. NCBI's taxonomy places the organism in Eukaryota, Fungi, Ascomycota, Eurotiomycetes, Eurotiales, Aspergillaceae.